UUUGUUCAGAUCUGCAGUCUUCAGUGUCUGUCAGAAUAAGUCCCAACAGAAAUCAACACUUUACAUCAAAGUCUCUCUCACUGAUCUGUGAUCUGAAGGGGAACUCUACUGGAUGGAGACUGAUGAGAUACACAGAGACAGGAGUGGAGUCAGGGUGUUCCCCUCACUGGGGAUCAAUAACAGGGUCCACAUGUACCAUCACCUCCACAGACACAGGGGACAGUGGAGUGUACUGGUGUGAGUCUGGAUCAGGACAGUACAGUAAUGCUGUCAACAUCACAGUGUCUGAUGGUGAUGUGAUCCUGGAGAGCCCUGCCCAUCUUGUUACUGAAGGAGACUCUUUAACUCUGCGCUGUAAAUGUAGAAAUCAAAGAUGCACUAAUUCUAAGGUGGACUUUUACAAAGAUGGAGUACUGAUCAGAAAUGAAACCACAGGAGAGAUGACCAUCUCUGCAGUAAUGAAGUCAGAUGAAGGCUUCUAUAAAUGUAAAUCUGAUCAAAUAGAAUCACCUGAAAGCUGGGUGACAGUGAGAGUAACUGGAUCCUCUACAUCAUUCCCAGUAGGAGUAGUUGUGGGUCCGGUUGUUGCUGCUGUUCUACUGACCAUCAUCCUGGUCCUGUUGUGUCGGCAUAACAUCAGAAAAGGGGGUGCUAACAUCCCCCGUGUGAUCAUUCACACAGACAACAAUGAUAAUGGUGCUUCCGCUGUUCCUGAGCCAGGUGAUGAAACAUAUGAACAGAUUCAAUUGAAGUCAUUGGACACGAAAAAUAAAGAAAAUCCAGGCUACUCUGAGAUGAACACAGUGAAAACUACAGAUUCUGCUGGUGAUUCUGCUCCUGGGUCAGGUGAUGUGACGUAUGCCCAGAUUCAACUAAAGUUGGACAAGACAAAGAACGAAUCAAAACCCCCACAAGAGUCAGAAUCAGUCUACUCUCAAGUAAAGCCAGACCCAGCCCACGGUCCUUGAGGGAGAUGUAAGGGAAACAAUCAGUUGAAGGGAACAUGGAUGUGUUUUUUCCCCAAUUCUCCCUGUCACAAAAGUGUGAGCCCACACCACGCAUGAACGGAUUUACCACAGCCGCAAUCACACACAAAAACCAACUUUCAAUAGUUUUUCCUGUCAGACAAUAUAUUUAACAACAGAUUUAUAGAGCAUACUGAAUCUGUUGCUUUUUACAUUACUUGUAGAAAACAAGAGUUUGGGAGCCAUUAGUGAUGGGCAUUCCAAGUAUUUUUUUUACAUUUAUUUGGUUCCUAAACAGCUUAAAAAUGCUUAAAACCUCAGAAA
Molecule: messenger RNA, 1289 nt
Organism: Esox lucius (northern pike)
Lineage: Eukaryota; Metazoa; Chordata; Actinopteri; Esociformes; Esocidae
Product: low affinity immunoglobulin gamma Fc region receptor II-a-like
Exons: 9
Coding region: 123-968 (281 amino acids)
Biological process (GO): cell surface receptor signaling pathway
Molecular function (GO): transmembrane signaling receptor activity
Source: RefSeq, a predicted model, not a curated record